Molecule: messenger RNA, 673 nt
Organism: Hevea brasiliensis (rubber tree)
Lineage: Eukaryota; Viridiplantae; Streptophyta; Magnoliopsida; Malpighiales; Euphorbiaceae
Product: protein COP1 SUPPRESSOR 2
Exons: 3
Coding region: 120-539 (139 amino acids)
Biological process (GO): mRNA splicing, via spliceosome
Cellular component (GO): spliceosomal complex
Source: RefSeq, a predicted model, not a curated record
UGCUUCUUUCUUUCUUUUUUCGUUAAAUAUUAAAUUUCUUGUUCUUGAUGCUGGAUUUUCAGUUACUGAAGACGUUUUACUAUUGAUUUUUCUUCUUAUUUUAGUUUUAUGUCUUGCAAAUGUUUAACUACUUAUUGCAUCCUCAGGUGAAAAGGAGAAACUCAGAAGAAAGCUCUACUCUGUGGACUACUGGCAUUGCAGAGCUUGAACUGCCCAUUGAGUACAAACUGAGAAAUAUUGAGGAAACAGAGGCUGCCAAGAAGCUUUUACAGGAGAAACGGCUAAUGGGUCAGGCAAAAUCAGAGUUUAGCAUCCCAUCAAGUUACAGUGCAGAUUAUUUCCAACGUGGCAGGGAUUAUGCUGAGAAACUUCGAAGGGAACAUCCUGAGAUAUACAAGGACAGAAGUUCACAAGAUGAUGGGGCUGGGGCAAAGCCAGCUGAAAAUAAUGUUGAUGCAACCCGUAGAGAAGCUGCAACAGAUGAGUUCAUGCUAGAGCGUUUCCGAAAGCGAGAAAGUCAUCGGGUCAUGCGGAGAUGACCUGCAUUGUGUCAAGCAUGAUUUUCAUGGUAGUUUAUCAAGCUUUGUGGUGCGCUAGAGUGUAUUAGUUUGUAAAAACAAGUACUGUAGCCAUAGCGACCAUUCUUGUGAUUCAAUUUACCUGCAAUUUUUAA